Molecule: messenger RNA, 2318 nt
Organism: Puntigrus tetrazona (Sumatra barb)
Lineage: Eukaryota; Metazoa; Chordata; Actinopteri; Cypriniformes; Cyprinidae
Gene: ftcd
Product: formimidoyltransferase cyclodeaminase
Exons: 15
Coding region: 214-1836 (540 amino acids)
Molecular function (GO): folic acid binding; transferase activity
Source: RefSeq, a predicted model, not a curated record
AAGUCUGAACAAUGUUUGUUGGGAAAGCCUCCCCAAAAGAGGUUAUCUAUGAAAACAGGAGAAUCAUUGCCAAAUGACCUAAAUCCAGUCCGCAGAGGACAGGUUAAUUAUUCAAAAGAUAUGUUUGCCGACGCUUUAUAUGGCUCCCCGUUUGGGAACCAAGGUAGUCGGUAGACAAGUGUGUAUGAGGAAAGUGUGUGUUUUCUCACAGUCAUGGCUAAGCUGGUGGAAUGUGUACCAAAUUUCUCCGAGGGGCGUAACAAGGAGGUCAUUGACGCCAUAGCCGACGCCAUCUCCGCCACAGAGGGCUGCAGCUUGCUGGACGUCGACCCAGGGUCUUCCACAAACAGGACGGUGUACACUUUUGUGGGCUCACCCCUCGCUGUGAUCGAGGGGGCGCUGAAUGCUGCCCGCGCCGCGUUUAAACUCAUAGACAUGACCAAACACUCAGGCGAACACCCUCGGACGGGUGCAAUGGAUGUGUGUCCCUUCAUACCGGUGCAGAACGUCAGCAUGGAGGAGUGUGUGCAGUGUGCCAAUGAAUUUGGACGGAGAUUGUCAGACAUGCUCAAUGUGCCUGUCUAUCUCUACGGAGAGGCAGCUAGAAAAGAGAGCAGAAGGUCGCUUCCCUCUGUCCGUGCAGGGGAAUACGAAGCAUUACCGGAGAAGUUAAAAAAGACCGAAUGGGUCCCUGAAUACGGCCCCGCCACCUUCGUGCCUUCUUGGGGCGCCACAGUCACUGGCGCCCGAAAGUUUCUCGUCGCCUACAACGUGAACCUUCUGAGCACUAAGGAACAGGCUCACAGGAUCGCACUGGAUAUCAGAGAACAGGGCCGUGGGAAAGAUCAGCCUGGGCUCCUGAGAAAGGUUCAGGGAAUGGGAUGGUACCUGGAAGAGGCCAACCUCGCUCAGGUGUCCACCAACAUCCUGGACUUUGAGGUGACGCCCAUGCACACGGUGUAUGAGGAGAUCUGUAAGGAUGCCAAGGAUUUGACUCUUCCAGUGGUGGGGUCUCAGAUAGUCGGGCUGAUUCCUCUGAAGGCGAUGCUGGACUGUGCAGACUUCUACAUCCAAAAAGAAAAGCUUUUUGUUGUUGAAGAGGAGCACAAAAUCCGACUGGUUAUCAGUAAACUGGGACUCGACUCUUUGGGGCCAUUUGUUCCAAAAGAGAGAAUUAUAGAGUAUAUGGUACGGGACAAUCAGAACGAUGGCCGGCUUGUGUCUCUUUCUCUACACAAGUUUGUCCAGAGUGUUGGGGCCAGAACAGCGGCUCCUGGUGGAGGGUCUGUUUCUGCUGCAGUCGCUGCUAUGGGUGCAGCUCUGGGCUGCAUGGUGGGUCAGAUGACAUACGGCAAGAGGCAGUUUGAGUCUCUGGAUGAGGAGAUGAGGAAACUUAUUCCUCCAUUUCAUGAAGCCAUGAAUGACUUAUUAUUAAAAGUGGACGCUGAUUCAUCAGCUUUUAACAGCUACAUGGCUGCUCUGAAAUUGCCCAAAGGCACUCCUGACGAAAUCAAAAGGAGGGAGGAAGCCAUGCAAGAGGGUUUAAAAGCAGCGGUGGGCGUCCCUCUGUCUCUGGCACAGAGAAUAAACACACUGUGGCCUGUUCUCAAAGAGAUGGUGCGAUACGGAAAUGUGGCUUGUAAAUCAGACAUACAGGUAGCGGCGAAAGCUUUGGAAACGGCAGUGUUCGGGGCGUAUUACAGCGUUAUUAUAAACCUGAAGGACAUCACGGAUGUUUCAUUCAGGACUGUCACUGAAUCGAAAGUGUCUGCGCUGUUAAAGAACGCCAGAGAGAAUGCUAACAUAGCUUUGGAGAUGGCCGACCAGAGAAAAUGAUGUACACUGAAAAUCAAUGCAACCCACUAGGGGAGAAGGCCAUAGAAACAACUUUUCAACAAGCUGGCAACCAUCCAAAAUAUCUUAGGACAAUAGCAGGAAGGAUCGCACAGACAAGCACCGCUCAGAUUUCAGCAGACAAUGUAGAAAUACUUUUCUUGCCACUUCCAUGUAACUAAUUUAAAGUAUGUGACAAUGUAAUCAAUUACGUUUUUGUGAUGUAAGACUCUCUAGGUAUGCAAAAGAGCCUGACAUAUUUCAAUAAUUAAAAAAAAUAAAUUUGUGCUGUUAUAUUAUGAAUAAGCAAACUCACCUAUUGCUUGAACGCAACGUAGAUCUCAUAGUUGUAAUGAUAAUAAACAUAUCAAGUUGUUUUCACUAUAACAAGAUGUAGAGUAACAUGCAUCCAAUUAACUGAACACAUACUCAACAGAUUUUUCGUUUCCAAAUAUCUCAUUAAAACACAGCUUUAUUCUCCGUUC